This is a messenger RNA of Caenorhabditis bovis, 735 nucleotides long. The record is from the annotation of a GenBank genome assembly. Lineage: Eukaryota; Metazoa; Nematoda; Chromadorea; Rhabditida; Rhabditidae.
AUGGUUGUGAUUGCUUCGACGAUUGCUGAUCUUGCGCCGGUCAAUUGCGAGCUUCAACUCGAGUCCGGCAGAAACAUCAAAUAUGUUGCUACGAGAAAUGCGAACCCGAAAACGCAUGUCGGCGAGGAAUUGCCUAUAAUGCGCAAGAAUAGUCAUCAUACAGAAAUGUACGAAGAUUGGGAAGGUGUCAAUUCGUUGUGUCAGGCCAUCGAUCAAAUUGUCGAGAUUGAAAUGGAGUCGGACUUCUUCGAUGGCAAAUCGGUCCUCGAAAUCGGCUUCUCCACCGGCCUUCCGAGUGUUUAUGCGUUCGAAAGCGGUGCGAACGAAGUCGCUCUUCACACAUUUACGAAAACCGCAAUGGAGGUUUUCUGUAAGCCGACGUUGAAGCGCAAUAAUAUACCGAACAACCAGACGAAGUUCUCAUUUGGAAGUUUGGAGGAGAUGAAGAAGUGCCUCGGCGGCAAGAAGUUCGACAUCAUUCUUGCUCCGGACUUGCUCAACCGAAGCGAGACCGAGUUCGAGCUCUUGCACGACAUCAUCGACGAAGCUCUUAGCUUCGACGGCAUUUGCUUGUUCUCGUGCUCAUCAUACUACACCAAAGUCGACGGGUCUCUCGACGCAUUCUUGAGCCUUGUGAAGCGCCGCCGCGAGUUUGACGCCAUCGAGAGAUGGAGUUCGCCAAAAACGGACAUCAUCCAGAAGAAGGUUGUCGCGUUGAUCCGUUCGGUAUUCUAG